AUGUCGGGUCCACCCAACUCCCACGUCUCGGUGUUUCAUUUCACUUCUCGCAUCUCCAACGCGAAGAUCCGGAAAUACAAACUGGCCACCGAGCGAGGCAUGGGACCUGCCUCUGAUUUCAAGUCCGCCAUGGCCCACGAACGCAGCGACGCUGAACAACGAGCCAAGCCAAGCCCAACUCCACCGACGCCCGCCACGGAGUCGCCGCCAGUGCUGCCGCCGCCCACCAAGAAGCCGCGACUGAAGUUGAAUGUCCGGGAGCAAGAGUCUAACAAGAACGUAGGUGAUACUAUCAGAGUCUCCACGCGGACCAAGCGCAAGACCAGCACCUUCCAAUAUCCUGGAGAGGUGGAGAUGGUCAUGGAUGAGCCCCAACCAGCACCCAAGAAGACGAAGAAGAAGCAGUCGCCAGCACCAUCAUCUGGCUUGUCCUCCCUCGAGUCGGCGCCACCAUCUGAGAGGGAAGAGAGCCCGUUCAUCGACCCGCCAGCUGCCCCCAACAGCAACGACUAUGGUGGCGAUUUCAUGAGUUUCUACGUUGCGGGCGGUGAUGAGGAUGAUGCGGUCGAGGCCGAGAGGAAGUCAAAGGCGAAGCCCAAGGGAAAGUCACGUGCGAAGACGACCUCCAAGCCCGAGUCUGAGACUCCCAAGCAAAAGGAGCCUGCUCCAAUCCAUCCACCUGCGAAGCCAGUGGAGAAGCCUUCGCAACCUCAACAGACUGCCCCACCGCAGCCAGCUCAGCGACAGCCAGCUCCUGCUGUUCAGCCGCCGUUCCAACCAGCUCAGCAGCGGCAACCACCAGCUCAGCAGCAGCAGCAGCGUCCUGGUCCUCCUCAGGUGCCAUUCCCCAUUCCCCCACCAAUGCACCGCGGCCCACCUCUACCGCCUCAGCCACCUCGUCUUCCUCAACCCAUCAUCAACUUCAUCGAUGUCGUCUAUGACCCCAAGCCGACCAAGCCGGACACUGUUGCCGAGAUGGUGCAGAAGCUACAGGAGUUGUCAUCUGCCCUCACCAACUUCGGUGGCGUGCCUGCAAUCCCACCAACUCCCCCGCAAGAGAAGGCUCGACCUGUUCCUCGCGGUCCACCAAAGCCCGUGUUCAAGCCAUCGCCACCAGAGAAGCCAGCUCCAGAAGAGGCACCCGAGGCGGACUUCUUACUGUCCCACUUCAAGGAUGACGACGAGAGUGAGUCUGACGAUGGCAAUCCAGUCGAUAUGUGGCAGCGUGCCCUCGCUCAUAUUGACGGUCCACUUUCCUACGGCGUUGAGUUCAUUCAGAAUGCACUGAAGUCCUGGGCCCAGCAGCGCAUGACCCAUCAGGUCACCCAGCAGUGGCAGGCUCAACAGCAACACCAGCUCCAUCAGCAGCAGCUUCAGGCUCAGAGACGCGGACCCGGUCGGCCUAGGCGAUAUGAUGAGCCCAACUUGCUACACGGUCCUCCACCGAUCAUCCAUAUGGAUCUUGCACAGACUCCAGAGGGCGUUGCAAUCAAGAAGUUCCAGACCAUAUUAGCCUCGGGCUGCCUCCAGGUUAAUGCCAUCCUUCCCAUCGAGCUUUCUCGCGCUCUUCGACACCUCUACAUGCAGAUCGAUCACCUCAUCAACCAAGGCUCCAAGAGCAAUGACAACUGGCAGCCCAUGUCGUACCAGGCGCAGAUCACCGCUCACAAGAUGCGAGUUGACAAGCAAAAGGAGGAUAACAAGAAGGCAAGCGAAGAGGCGGCCCGCCAGCAGCAGAUUGCCAACCAGCAGAUGAUGGCUCGUCUAGGCAUUCCAGGCCAUGAGAUCUCCUCGCUAACAGGCGAGCAGGACCACGCGAUGGAGCUGGAGCGUCGACGCAGCAAGCAGCAUGCCCAGGCACAGCCUUACAACUCCCAGCAGCAUCUCAACCCAUUGCAACUGGGUCCUCGGCCUUCCGGAACCCCAGCAGCCAACGGUCCAUCUCCACCACCAAGCCGUGAUGGCGCCAACCCAUCGCAGUCUACCCCGGCUACCAACACGACGCCGGCACCAGGUCCAGCGUCGGCUUCUGCUGGCUCGCCACCGCUCUCCAACGCCGCUGGUGCCGACAUUGACGGCGAUCCCAACGACCCGGACAGCAAGGCCGGACAGGUGCACCUGGAUAAGAUGAAGCUGUACAUGCCUGGCUUCCUGCCACGAUCCGGCCAGUCGAUGAAGUUCUCCUUCGCCCCACACAGCGAUGCUGCACUUCGUGUCUUCGGAUCUGAGUCCUUCCCCACGGAUGAACCAGGCUCCAGCUUGCCCAACAGAGGCCCGAUGAGCGCACCACCAUCAAGCACCACUGGUCCCUCAGCCGAGGCGAGCACUGCACCCAAUGAGCAAGGCCUCAAGGCUCUUGGUGGUGACGCCGCCAGCCCCAUCCAGAUCGACUCCGACACUCCGGCUGAGCAGGCCUUUGGCGCUGAUGGAGCCCAAGACAAGUCGAAGGUGGAGCCAAGCAAGAAGACGCCAGUGGUCGGCACGGGUGGCUUCAAUGCCAUCAACGUACCAGCUCCUCGGCCAAGCUCUGUACCUGCCGAGUCCCCAGACACGAUUGUGGUGGCGUUGAGACACCCAUCUGGUGCCAUGUCUGCUUCCGCAUCUCCUUCCAUCAGCAAGACGAACGGUGUCCCGCGAGUCACCAACUUUCCCGUCUAG
Zasmidium cellare ATCC 36951 is the source of this 2658-nucleotide messenger RNA. RefSeq lists its product as uncharacterized. The record is from RefSeq and is a predicted model, not a curated record. The transcript has a single exon. Lineage: Eukaryota; Fungi; Ascomycota; Dothideomycetes; Mycosphaerellales; Mycosphaerellaceae. Bases 1 to 2658 code for a protein of 885 amino acids.